GAGUGGCUUAUGAUUUCGAGUUUUCUCUUCUUUCGGGAUUGCUUACGCUGGAUUUCGUGCAUCGUAUCGAUGGCAUUGCUUCAGGGUGUCAUCUUGGCUUUGGCUGUUUCGGCGACUUUUUCGUAUGCUGAUCAUGACUUGAAUGAUGGGUCACAUAACCAGUGUCCAGGGAAGUGCAUUAAGGAAAGCGAAAACUGUAACUCGGCUCUCAACGAAACUGACUGCCUUCAAGGGUUUAAAUGCUGUCUUGAUCAUCUACGAAGUGUAACUGAGGAUCCCUAUUGGGCAGCCUCCGAUAGUAAUUCUCCUGCGUAUUCCCAAGAAUCUGUAGAUUCUCAGGGUUAUGCAUAUCCAGGUGAUGUCGUUGCUAGCUCUCGUUACGGAUAUGGAUACACUGAUGAACCAGAUCAAUCUGUUGAAACGAAAGAGACCGACAGCACUCUAGAUUCAAUCUGUCCUGGAAACUGCUUGCCUAAUGAACAGGCCCAGUAUUGCGAAUACAUUAUUAUGGCCGAUGGUAUGUGCGAGCCUGGAAUAACCACGUGCUGCGUUAGUGCAACCGAUGCAGAGACUCUCCGCGACCGCGAUGAUUAUGUAGUGACAGAGGAACAAGACUCCUUUUCUCGACGUUCUCUUGGAACUCCAGCUUUAAAAGACGCCUGUCCCGGUACUUGCAUACACGAGACCCAUGCUAUGCGUUGCCAAGAAGCCUUGCCACAGUAUGCUUGCCCCCGAAACACUCUAUGCUGUGUAACAAUAGGAUCUGGAAUAUUGCCCGUUCAGUGUACGGGCCAAUGCUUAUCCUUAAACAUGCAUAGCUACUGUUUCCCGCCAGAUGAACUCAUCACGGGUCCAACGUCUUGUGCGCGAGGUACAACGUGUUGUAUGCGUAGGAUUUCAAAUGCCGCAAUGCCGCCGCCUCUUUCCAACAGAGUAAAACCUACGUCACCACCUGUUGUUCUAGGUCACCUUGCUGUUGAUGAUGCUGGUAAUAUAUUUAAAGUCUCGCCAAACGGACAAAUAUCUCCUCUUCCUCGCCUCGUACCACGGGAUCACAAUCGUCGCUUUUAUACUGAAGUAACAGCUUUCCCACGUGUUGACGGAAAACUCGUAAUUUAUUCCGAUAGUGAUGGUAAACUUUAUCAGCAGUUUUAUCAGCAUGAAACACCUGAACUGCUUAGAAACCGUGAAACCUUACAACAGCCGCCAAUGCUUAGGAAGCCUAUAAAUCAAUUUGUUUCUCAAGUUUCUGAGCAUGCAUCUAAAUUCGAAGUCUCCCCUGACAGUGCCGGUAAUGAGGAAGACUUAUCUGCAAGUGAGGAAACUGAAGAAAUCGUCAUACCUGAUGACGAUGAUGAAGUACCCGUUCCAGCAGCAAGCCCUCCUAUGUCUCCCGAAGAUCAUAAACUAGCUGCACCUCCAUGCCCUGGCUCGUGCAUGUCCUACUUCCUUCGAUUUACAUGUUUCAGAGGACAUGCUAUUUACGAUGGUUUCGUUUGUCCUGGACGUUUAGUGUGCUGUGCACGUUUGAAAGAUAUAGAAGAUCACGAAGAAUACCUGAAAUCGUUGUCUCCUUACUUUAAUGCUCCGCCGGCUUCGAGAGAUCCGAAACUCCCACGUUGUGGAAUAAAAGGAAAGCGAGACACUCCUCGAAUAAUGGGAGGAAAAGAAGCUUUAACCGGAGAGUGGUGUUGGCAGGUAGCCAUUGUUAAUGCGCAAAACCAGUAUGUCUGCGGCGGUGCUCUUAUUGAUAAUUCUUGGGUCUUGACUGCAGCUCAUUGCGUUGCUGGCCCUACUAUCGAACAUCAACCGUUGUUUGUACGAGCUGGCGUCACAGACUUGAAAAGCCCCGAAGAUAAUAGUCGAGGUCAAACUAUAAGAGUACUGUCUGCGUUUAAUCAUCAUAGCUUCAAUAUCAUGAAUUUGGAUAAUGAUAUUGCACUUCUCCGUCUUCAGAAGCCACUAGAGCUCAACGAUAAUGUAUGCGUUAUAUGUCUACCAACAAGUGGGGAAAUGCCAAAGGAAAGUACCAAAUGCACUGUGACUGGGUAUGGUUUUGUAUCCAAAGAUGGAGACAUGUCUCUCAAGAUUCGAGAAGCCAAGGUUCCUAUUAUUGACGAUUUGGAAUGCAUGACUAACGUUACGGAAGCUCUGGCUAAUCCUUUCAUUCUCCCGGCAAGCAGUUUCUGUGCAGGGGGCCAGGGUCAGCAAGAUGCAUGCCAGGGGGAUGCCGGUGGUCCGCUUGCUUGUAAAAUUGGUGGUUACCACGAGCUGGUAGGAUUGGUAUCCUGGGGACUUGGAUGUGGCAGAAGUGAUGUACCAAGUAUUUACGUAAAAGUUCCUUCUUUCAUGGGAUGGAUCAAUCAAAUAAUCAGUUCCAGUUCAUUCUUAAUGUCCCUGAACCAAGUUUAAGUCUGACUCUGAUCUUUGUAUCUGGUAUGACGUAUUAAUAAAAUGAUGUUGUAUUUAA
Messenger RNA from Stegodyphus dumicola, 2470 nucleotides. RefSeq lists its product as uncharacterized. Gene Ontology annotation, molecular function: serine-type endopeptidase activity. The record is from RefSeq and is a predicted model, not a curated record. NCBI's taxonomy places the organism in Eukaryota, Metazoa, Arthropoda, Arachnida, Araneae, Eresidae. Gene Ontology annotation, biological process: proteolysis.